AUGCAGUGAAUAUAAUGAUUGAUUUUUUUUCCCGUCACGCAAAUACCUUAAAAAGACAACUACUCUCGUACUUCUUUCACCAACAUAACCCCCGCCCACUCUCUAUUAGUCAAACUUUUCUGCUACUUCCAAUACUUCAAUUCGACGUCAAAACUUCUAAACCAUCGCCGCGCCGCCCGGCCCCUCCGCCGCGAGCUCUGAGAAAAAUGCCUGUCAACCAUUUCACUCCGGAAGGAUUCUGGUUAACUAAACAACACCAUUUACCGGCGCCGUCUAACGACAACACUCCCUGUAACCUCGCCGCGACGACGGCGUCCUCCGCCGGGGAUUCGAAUUCUCAAUUCUACCACCACGGCGCCGCCGCUAUGUUUGCGGCGCAAAACACGGGGUAUAGUUUCAACCUGAACAACAAGAAUGAAGACGAGGAAGAGUCCGAGGAACAACAAAGCCAGGCGGCUAAGGAAGAGGAGGAGGAAAUGACGAUAAUACCCAAAGAGCCCUUGUUCGAGAAGCCAUUGACUCCCAGCGACGUGGGGAAGCUCAACCGCCUCGUUAUCCCCAAACAGCACGCCGAGAAAUACUUCCCGCUCACUGGCCAAGAACCCGGCGGCGGCGGCGCCGAAAAAGGCUUGCUAUUAACCUUCGAAGACGAGUGCGGGAAAACGUGGCGGUUCCGGUACUCCUAUUGGAACAGCAGCCAAAGCUACGUGCUCACUAAAGGCUGGAGCCGUUUCGUGAAGGAAAAACGGCUCGACGCCGGAGACGCCGUGGUGUUCGCGCGCCACCGCGCCGACGCCGAGCGGCUCUUCAUCGGCUGGAGGCGGAGAAAUAGCUCGGCGGUGCAAGACGGAAAUAGUGGGAUUAGUGGGGCCGGUGAGGCGAGCACGGUUGGUGGUGGCGGUGGGUGGGCCCCAGCAUGGCAUCCUUAUCCACCACCGGCUACUCCUGCAGCUAUUCCAUACCAACCUAACUGUCUUCAUGCAGGAUCGGUAGCAGGUGUGGUUCCGAGCCAAACGGGUGCGAGUGGGAAUUCAAAAAGAUCAGUGAGACUGUUUGGGGUGAACUUGGAGUGUGAACCGGAGCCAACCACAGCAGACAGGUCGGUUCAACCCGGCCAGCACCAACCGUUCCAGUAUUACGCCAACUCCCAUGCUUCCUACAAUCACAUGGAGAUGAAGUUCUCGAGAGAUGUCAACCAGAUGAGAUUUCAGCAGGGAUAAGAUCUGUGAUGUGACAUCUUCUACUGACUACAAUGGGCCACUUGGAAUUUUAAUACUGCAACCAAAAAAAAAAAAGGAAAAUACAAAAUACAAAAUAUAUAAUUAAAGAUAUGAAAAGAAAAGCUCCCACUUCCCAGAUAUUCUGCAGAUCUUAUCUACCCACAAAAGUUUGGUAAAAAACACAGUCGUAUUUGACCACCUGCUUUCACAAACAACCAGAAUUUUCUAUGUAGUUGAGGUGGAGAGAAAAGAACCACAAGUAAAGGGGGUGAAGUGUUGAAAAGGGGAAGAUUGAUUUUUUCUUUUUUUUGGGGGGGUUGAAGGUGGGGCCCACCAUAGGAUGUGAUGACGUCAGCAAUGCCUGAUAGGAGUAGUAGUAUACUAUAGAGAGAUUGUGGGUGUAGAUGUUUGAUGAUGGGUUAUCCUUAUUAAUCAUCAUCAUAAAUUCAUGAUUGAUGAGCCCAUGACACAUAAAUACAUAAUGGAGGUUCAAAGCAAAGGGGAAGGUAGGGUUGUCUCAGCACAAUGGUAUUUCUCAAAAAAAAAAAAAAAAAAAAAAACAUCUAUGUCACAAAGGGCAAUCACUUUUGACUGACUGUUCUUUUUUUUCCCUUUUUUUUUUGUUUUAAUUUAUAUAUGUUUAUGCUAGUCAAUGACAAAAGUUCCAAAUUUUAUUUUGUGGUUUAAGGUUGUGUACAUAAGAUGUGAUAAGGAUAAGUUUGAGAAAAUGAGGCUUACCAUUGUGACA
Messenger RNA from Ipomoea triloba (trilobed morning glory), 1968 nucleotides. RefSeq names its product B3 domain-containing protein At2g36080-like. Lineage: Eukaryota; Viridiplantae; Streptophyta; Magnoliopsida; Solanales; Convolvulaceae. Gene Ontology annotation, molecular function: DNA-binding transcription factor activity; DNA binding. The coding region runs from base 15 to 1220 and encodes 401 amino acids. The record is from RefSeq and is a predicted model, not a curated record. The transcript is spliced from 3 exons.